AUGGCCAACAAGAAACUGUUGGAUAUCGAUCCAAAGACCUUGGUGAUCAAUGGCUCAUUCCAGCAAAUAUUGCCAGGCCGUAUUAGAACCCACAGCGACCUGGUGGAACUCACCAAGGCAUGGCUGGUGAUCAUCCCGGCCAGGAAAUCCAUGGUCUUCAUAACGUUUCUCAAGAACCAUACUACGACUACGGGGAUGGAUCAUUUGAAGAAACUUAGGAAAAGCCAGACCAAUAAAUCACAACUUCAAGGAUUGGUGGCUAUGGCUGAUGAAGUUACCAAGCACCAGGUAUUUGAAAUGUUAUGUGCUGAUGAUGAGGUCCACCAGGAAUUGGAGAUACACUCGAUGGACGAUAUCGUGGAAGUAUCGGUGCCAAAAUACCCUCCGGUGACCCAAGAAGAAGCCAAAGAUAAUUCCAAACAGUACUGGCCGGUGAUUUGGAAAGGCGAUCCAAAUAUCCAGCAGUUGAAUCAGGAAGUGUUUGAUAUGUUGGAAAUCUCCCAGAACUUACGGGAUAUUAUUGAGAUUGCAAAGAUUCAAAAGGAUAAUGGUGAGUUACCAAUUGUCACCAGACUAUACGAUCCCGAAAACAAGCAAAUCCUCGCCACGGCCCAUGAUGAACGAUUCAAACAUAUCCUACACCAUAGUGUUAUCAAUUGCGUAGGCAGAGUUGCCGCGAAUGAAGUGCAGAGGCGUGGCGAAGAAGAUGACGAUGAAGAAGCAAAUAAUGAUGAUGUCGAUGAUGAGUCCUCCAAGAAGUAUCUCUGUGUUGGAUACGACGUGUACACCACCCACGAACCAUGUUCUUAUUGUUGUAUGGCUUUAGUCCAUUCGAGGAUCCGAAGAUUGUUUUAUUUGAAACCUAGUCCAAAGACCGGGGCGAUUGCUCCCGAUAGUGCCAAAGGGUAUUGUAUCCAUCAGAGCCGACAAUUGAAUUGGGCAUUCCAUAGUUUCAAAUGGUGUGAUCCAGAAUUACUCCAGACGGUUCCAGUGAUUGAUGAUAAUUUGUUUGUAUGA
This is a messenger RNA of Saccharomycopsis crataegensis, 1017 nucleotides long. It is a transcript of the gene TAD3, whose product is annotated as Tad3p. The record is from RefSeq and is a predicted model, not a curated record. Gene Ontology annotation, molecular function: tRNA-specific adenosine-34 deaminase activity. The transcript has 2 exons. Gene Ontology annotation, cellular component: nucleus; cytoplasm. Lineage: Eukaryota; Fungi; Ascomycota; Saccharomycetes; Ascoideales; Saccharomycopsidaceae. Bases 1 to 1017 code for a protein of 338 amino acids.